Messenger RNA from Lolium perenne, 3118 nucleotides. RefSeq names its product auxin response factor 12. Gene Ontology annotation, biological process: regulation of DNA-templated transcription; response to hormone. NCBI's taxonomy places the organism in Eukaryota, Viridiplantae, Streptophyta, Magnoliopsida, Poales, Poaceae. Gene Ontology annotation, cellular component: nucleus. The record is from RefSeq and is a predicted model, not a curated record. Gene Ontology annotation, molecular function: DNA binding.
GAGCGAGCUGCCCCAGCCCACACGCGCACUCCCACUUCGCUCUCGCUCGCUUAAAUGCCCCAGACCUAAUCAUUCCUACCCCCUCUCGCUUCCUCUCUCUCCCACCCAACCCCACCCCCACCCAUGGCGAUCUCCGACCUCGGCUGAGAAUGCGGCGGCUUUGAUGGGAUGGGCUUCCGGUGGGAGGAUUUGCUGUGAGGACGGAUAACUAGGUUUUCGCUUUCCUUUUGGACGCGGGGGAGAUCGAUGAGCUCCUCCUCGGGGGCCAGCAUCGGCGCCCAGCCGCCGCCGCCGCCGCCCGCUGCGCCGCCGGAGGAAGAGAAGAAGAACCUCAACUCGGAGCUGUGGCACGCCUGCGCCGGCCCGCUCGUCUGCCUCCCCACCCUCGGCACGCGGGUCGUAUACUUCCCGCAGGGACACAGCGAGCAGGUGGCGGCGUCCACCAACAAGGAGGUGGAGGGGCACAUCCCAAACUACCCCAACCUGCCGCCGCAGCUCAUCUGCCAGCUCCACGAUGUCACCAUGCAUGCUGAUGUGGAGACGGACGAAGUGUACGCGCAGAUGACGCUGCAGCCGCUCAACCCGCAAGAGCAGAACGACGCCUACCUGCCGGCCGAGAUGGGGAUCAUGAGCAAGCAGCCCACCAACUACUUCUGCAAGACGCUCACGGCCAGCGACACCAGCACGCACGGCGGCUUCUCCGUGCCGCGCCGUGCCGCCGAGCGCGUCUUCCCUCCUCUGGAUUUCACGCAGCAGCCUCCUGCGCAGGAGCUAAUUGCGAGGGACAUCCAUGAUAACGAGUGGAAGUUCAGGCACAUCUUCCGAGGCCAACCCAAAAGACACCUGUUAACUACUGGCUGGAGUGUGUUUGUCAGCGCUAAGAGACUUGUUGCUGGAGACUCGGUGCUUUUCAUAUGGAAUGAGAAAAACCAGCUUUGGCUGGGAAUCAGGCGUGCCAGCCGGACACAGACUGUGAUGCCUUCCUCUGUUCUUUCGAGUGACAGCAUGCACAUUGGGCUCCUUGCAGCCGCAGCUCAUGCUGCUUCCACAAACAGCCGCUUCACUAUUUUCUACAAUCCCAGGGCAUGUCCAUCAGAAUUCGUCAUACCACUUUCCAAGUACAUCAAGGCUGUUUUUCACACACGGAUAUCGGUGGGUAUGCGGUUCAGGAUGCUCUUUGAGACUGAGGAAUCUAGUGUCCGCAGGUACAUGGGCACAAUAACAGAAGUAAGUGAUGCCGAUCCAGUGCGUUGGGCUAGUUCCUACUGGAGAUCGGUUAAGGUUGGUUGGGAUGAAUCAACUGCAGGGGAAAGACCACCUAGAGUUUCUUUAUGGGAAAUUGAACCGUUGACAACAUUUCCUAUGUAUCCAUCACUGUUCCCACUGAGGGUUAAGCAUCCUUGGUAUUCUGGAGUUGCCGGCCUUCAUGAUGACAGCAAUGCUUUGAUGUGGCUGAGAGGAGUUGCUGGCGAUGGAGGUUAUCAGUCUUUGAACUUCCAGUCACCUGGUAUAGGCUCCUGGGGACAGCAGAGGCUCCAUCCUUCUUUGCUGAGUACUGACCAUGAUCAGUACCAAGCAGCGGUAGCUGCUGCUGCUGCCGCCUCCCAGUCUGGUGGUUAUCUGAAACAGCAAUACCUAAACCUUCAGCAGCCUACGCAGUCGCCUCAAGAACACUGCAACCUCAACCCGCUGUUGCAGCAACAAAUCUUGCAGCAAGCAAGCCAACAGCAAACAGUUAGUGCUGAGAACCAAAAUAUUCAGGCAAUGCUGAACUCAAGUGCUAUCCAGCACCAACUUCAACAACUACAGCAAAUGCAGCAGGCUCACAUUGAUCAGAAGCAGAAGAUUCGAUCAGAUCAGACAUAUCAAAUUCCUACUAUUGCUUCUCUCCCAAGUCCAACAUCAUUACCAAGUCAUCUGCGUGAAAAAUUUGGCUUCUCUGAUCCUGUGACUUCGCCAAGCUUCACCACUUCUAGCAGCAGUGAUAACAUGCUGGAAUCGAACUUUCUUCAGGGAAAUUCGAAAGCUGUGGACUUGUCUAGGUUCAAUCAGCCUGCAGUUAGUGAGCAGCAGCAGCAACAACAGCAGCAGGCUUGGAAGCAAAAGUUUAUGGGUUCACAAUCACUGUCUUUUGGGGGCUCGGGUUUGCUUAACUCACCCACAAGUAAAGAUAGUUCCCUUGAGAACAAAAUUGGUUCUGAUGCGCAAAACCAGUCCCUUUUUAGUCCUCAAGCCGAAAAUUCCUCCCUACUGUACAACAUGGUACCUAACCUGACUUCGAAUGUUGCUGAUAAUAACAUGUCGACGAUUCCUUCUGGAUCUACAUAUGUGCAAAGUCCAAUGUAUGGUUGCUUGGACGACUCUUCUGGUAUAUUUCAGAAUACAGGAGAGAAUGACCCAUCAAGCAGAACAUUUGUGAAGGUUUAUAAGUCAGGAUCAGUGGGGAGGUCGUUGGACAUCACCCGGUUCUCUAAUUAUGCUGAGCUAAGAGAAGAACUGGGUCAGAUGUUCGGCAUUAGGGGUCAGUUGGAUGACCCUGAUAGAUCAGGCUGGCAGCUUGUAUUCGUCGACAGGGAGAAUGAUGUGCUUCUCCUUGGAGACGACCCUUGGGAGUCAUUUGUGAAUAGUGUAUGGUACAUCAAGAUACUUUCACCAGAGGAUGUGCAUAAGUUGGGGAAGCAAGGAAAUGAUCCACGUUAUCUUUCCUAAGUGCAAAACCAUGGUGCUGUUUCUGGGUCCAGCGAGGAUUCUCUACAGCACAUGGCAGCACUUUUGCUCUCAACAGCACAAGUCUCCGGAACUUCAAUCAUCCCAUCUUCGUACCUGUCUCCUGCGUCCGUACACGUCUGGAGAACUCCCCGUCCGUUACCUAUCUUCGGUGCCCUGCACCGACGUCACGAAUUCGUAUUUCUGUAGGUUCCGCGUAGGAAUCAGUAUCCGGUUGAACUCUAUGCUAGACCAUUUGCAACUCAGCACGGCAGUUCAUUUGCGUGCUGUGUCGAAUCUUCAAAGACUAUUGUUAGUCGGUAAACUCUUGUCGUGAUCUAUGUAUUCGAGACUCCUAGGCACUCUUUCCACGAAGAACAGCAAUAAUUUGAAUGCAGGAGGAUUGCUUUAA